UAGUUCCCACUGCUCCCAACGGAUAUGAACUGAAAUACUAAGAAACCUUACUCUUAUCACCAACUUAAACACAAUCCUCAAAUUCUUGAUGAAAAUGGCGCAUUUAGCCAGCUUAAAUGGAAUCACCGAGACCCUUCCCGCUAUCCCAAAGCUUCCCACCAUCCGAAGAACCCGCAAAACAUCGAAAAUCAUCGGAUUUCUUGGCAAAAACACCUCAAACUUCCAUGGACAACCACCACUGCAAACUACCAGAAGAAUGGCAUUAGCCUUUGCCUCCAUUGCUCUUAUUGGAACUUCUACCAAUGGUAUCUCCCUUGCCGAAGAUAACGGCUAUUGGAUUACCGAUCUUUUACCCGUUCCUUCCGUCAAAAACACAGAGAUAACGAAUGCGGAUACCGGAACUCGAUCUUUCGUCAAGAAAGGACUGUAUGUGGCUAAUCUUAACACCAAGAACCGCAUGUAUAGGCUCAAGAAAUAUGCAUUUGAUCUUCUUGCAAUGGCGGAUUUGAUUGGACCAGACACUUUGAAUUAUGUUAAGAAGUAUUUGAGACUUAAAUCUACUGUUAUGUACUACGAUUUCGACAAAAUCAUCUCCGCCGCAGCCACUGAUGAUAAGCAACCUCUUAUUACCUUGGCUAACAGAUUAUUUGACAGUUUUGAAAAGCUCGAAGACGCUGCAAAGAUGCGUAAUCUGCCCCAGACGGAAUCAUGUUAUCAAGACACAAAAGUUAUUCUCCAAGAGGUCAUGGACCGAAUGGCCUAAAUCUGCUGCAUUUUCUUUGUCAAAUAUUGGCAAAAUCUAUAUGUUCCAACAUUGAUGCAGCUCAUUUGUCCUUAAGUACAUUAGCAUAUAUGAAAGGGAACAAAGAAAAGGGAUUAUGGUGUCUGUUUUCAUUUUGAUGGUAGGAAGCAAUUUCAGCAGAUUAUCAUGUUGUCCGGAUUUUUCAUUUUUAUUGAAGUGCUCAUUUCCAGUA
Gossypium raimondii (Peruvian cotton) is the source of this 974-nucleotide messenger RNA. RefSeq names its product photosynthetic NDH subunit of lumenal location 3, chloroplastic. The transcript has 3 exons. Gene Ontology annotation, cellular component: photosystem II; chloroplast; photosystem II oxygen evolving complex. Bases 89 to 763 code for a protein of 224 amino acids. Gene Ontology annotation, biological process: photosynthetic electron transport chain; photosynthesis. Lineage: Eukaryota; Viridiplantae; Streptophyta; Magnoliopsida; Malvales; Malvaceae. Gene Ontology annotation, molecular function: calcium ion binding. The record is from RefSeq and is a predicted model, not a curated record.